This is a messenger RNA of Hordeum vulgare subsp. vulgare (domesticated barley), 836 nucleotides long. RefSeq names its product germin-like protein 8-14. Gene Ontology annotation, cellular component: cell wall. Gene Ontology annotation, molecular function: manganese ion binding. The record is from RefSeq and is a predicted model, not a curated record. The transcript has a single exon. Lineage: Eukaryota; Viridiplantae; Streptophyta; Magnoliopsida; Poales; Poaceae. The coding region runs from base 11 to 667 and encodes 218 amino acids.
UAUAAACACCAUGGCAAAGGCUGUGCUCCUCCUCCUCCUGCCUUUGUUGCUGGUGCUGCUGCCGCCGCCCUUUGGCUGUGUCGCCCAGCUGGCCAAGGAGUUCUGCGUGGCCGACCUGGCCAGCACCGACACGCCGGCCGGCUACCCGUGCAAGCUCCAGGCCGCCGUCACCGCCGAUGACUUCUACUACCGCGGGUUGGGCACCACAGGCCCGAUAAUCCAGCCCUUCAAGAUCAGCCUGUCGUCGGCCUUCGUCACCAACUUCCCCGGCGUGAACGGGUUCGGCAUCUCCGCGGCGCGCGUCGACUUGGCCGUAGGCGGGGUGGUGCCGCUGCACUGGCACCCGGCGGCCACGGAGCUCAUCUUCGUGCUGGAGGGCACCCUGUCGUGCGGCUUCAUCAGCGCCACCUCCAACAGGGUCUACACCAACACCUUGUACAAGGGAGACCUGAUGGUGCUCCCCCAGGGCCAGCAGCACUUCCAGUACAACAUCGGCAACACCACGGCGGCGGCGCUCUCCACCUACAGCAGCCACAACCCCGUCGUGCAGACCCUCGACUUUGCGCUCUUCGCCAACAACCUACCGACGGAGGUGGUCAGCAAGGUCACCCUCCUCGACGACUUGCAGGUCAAGAAGCUCAAGGCCAUCUUCGGCGGGACGGGAUGAUCGAUGCUUCUCCAUCACGACUAGACUUGUGCUUGUGCUUCUCCGGCUCGAUUUCAAAUAUUUUAUUUUAUUUUAUUUAUAUGCAUGUAUGAUGUAUGUGUGUGGGGUGAAAUAGUUUUCAAACAAGUUUUCGGAAAUGUUGUGCUCCUCCGGCAUUGAAUGGAUUUAA